AUGGCUAUGGACUCCAACUCCUUCUCUGUCCUCCGCGACAACCAGAAGCAGUACAGGCAGACAGCCAUUGUUGAGAACCCUUACGCAUCCGAGAGCGAAAAGAUGAAGUCGCUGGAGCGCAAGGCUCGUAUGGAGGAGUGCCUUCAGUCGAAGACCAAGGACGUGUGCGAUGCUGAGGAGCGAUUCCGCAAGAUCAACGAGGGCGAGGACAACGGCGUCAGGAAGGGCAGCGAUCCUCUCACUGUCGCGCUCCCUGUUGUCAUCACCACCGGCCUUUCUGGGUUCCUUCUUAAGUUCCUUAACCGAUAA
Messenger RNA from Guillardia theta CCMP2712, 309 nucleotides. RefSeq lists its product as hypothetical. The transcript has 2 exons. Lineage: Eukaryota; Cryptophyceae; Pyrenomonadales; Geminigeraceae. The record is from RefSeq and is a predicted model, not a curated record. The coding region runs from base 1 to 309 and encodes 102 amino acids.